Messenger RNA from Cucurbita maxima (winter squash), 2960 nucleotides. RefSeq lists its product as uncharacterized. Gene Ontology annotation, cellular component: cytoplasm. NCBI's taxonomy places the organism in Eukaryota, Viridiplantae, Streptophyta, Magnoliopsida, Cucurbitales, Cucurbitaceae. Gene Ontology annotation, molecular function: protein kinase binding. The coding region runs from base 830 to 2845 and encodes 671 amino acids. The record is from RefSeq and is a predicted model, not a curated record. The transcript is spliced from 5 exons.
AAUUCUUUCGGCUCUUGUUGAUCUGUGGACUAGAAUUUUGUUUGAUUAGGGAAUAAUUAAAGUUAAUUACGUGUGUUAGUGAUGAAUUUUGUUUGCCGACAGGAAUCAAAUUCCAAUUUCUUCUUCCUUCACCGAUUGUUUUAUUAUUCCCUCUAAUUUGUCCUUAAUUCUUGUCUCCUUUUCUGUAAUUUUAACGGAAUUAGUUUCCAGAAAAUAUGAUUAGAAAUCUGUGGCCGUCGAUUUUUGCUCUUAAAUCAUGGUUGAAAGCGUAGGGUAUCGUUCAUGUACUGUCAGUCGAGCGUUGAUUGCGACAAUAUAAACCUAAGGGGGCCUUCAUUUUCAUUGCCUGAAUAAACAGGAGAAGGGCCUUCUUUCUCUUCCAUGAGAUUGAAGUUUCUUUCAUGAUUAUGUUGGGUCAGAAAGGUCUGCAUCUCUUCUACAUGUAUUGGUUCAGGUUCCCUUAGUGGGCAAAAAAAUUCUCUUCACUCUGGCAGCUGCAACUAGCUCGAAUUCUUCUCGCACCUUCAAAUGGGUGUGGGAUAAUGGAGUGAUAUCUCUUGGUGUUUUGAGGAAGUCAAGAUCAUCAUACAUUUGGAGAUUGUGUCGUGUUUUAGAGGGUCUGUCACUCGAUUAUGGUUAAGGUUAUUAUUGCCUAAAAACUAUUGAACUAUCCAUAUAAUUGUCUGCUGUUCAUCCUUGUCGUCUUGUAAAGAUUAAGAUUAGACCUUUGUUUUAGGCUUGUCAUUAACGAGCAAGUCGGUUAUCGAUUAGCGUUUUGUACACCAAAUCUAGGCUGUCUGUGGAUGUAGUUUUCAGUUGGUUCUCUACAAUGGUUAGGUUUUCUUGUUUCCAUGCUCACGUCCAUAACCACAAACUAAAGAAAACGGGCCAACUGUCUGCUGAGGCAAUGCAUAAAUCACUUGAAGAUCUUUCUCGAAGUAAGGUCCCGAAGGAUUCCCCUCGGAGUACAGGUCCUGAUCAAUUAUUGAUAAAAACAGAGAAUGCCAAACAAGAUACUAACAGAGCAGAUCACAUGGCUUCCAUCAUUGAGAAUAGCAGAUUGGCUAGUGAGACGACGGAUGGUCUUAAGAAAAGUCGGUCCCUAGGAAGCAUGCCAUAUGGUGAUGGUUCAGCUGCUGUAGACAAUGAUAGUGAAGAUGGCAGAGUAUUUUCCUGUAACAGUUCCCAAUUUAAGCUUGAAAUUUCAGAUUCUGGGAAGGCUCAAGGACUAAGCAUGUCCGAUCGGUUUAAAGACAUCGUAGCCCCAGACUCUCUUUGUGCAAGUUCUGGUCCUGUUAUUACUAAAGAAAUCUUCUCUACUGAUGACACAGCACAUAGAGAAAUGGAAGGUGAUGAAAAUGCUGGUUCGUCGUUAUUUUGCGAUGGUGAUACUGGGAGUCAUACACCAGGCACCACACAAAUGAUUGUAAAAUCAUGUUCAAUGCCGAACUUUGAUGCCUCAUCACCUGUUUCUGGUGGUUCUCCUUCUAACGAUUUCCUACCUCCAUCGAGAUCUUCCGAAGAUCUCCAACUCUUGGAUCCACGGCAUGGAGAGAUGUCACUUCAUGAGAUGGAAAUGCCGGUAAAUGGAUGCGAAUCAGGAGAAGAUAUUGUAGAUGAGAAUCAGGAGACUGAGAAAAUUGAUUAUGAAAAUUUUUUGGAUGAUGGGAAUGAUUCAUACCACGAUGUAAUGCGGGACUGGAGAACAUCGGUUGUAGAUGAGGUAAACCCAAGGGAAACUCUAGACGAAGAAUCCGUGGUACAGCAUUUCAUUGAAUUGCCAGGGAACGACUUCAAGUUUAAGCGUAUCGAGGAGUGGGUCAGUGAUCUUCAACUUUGUAGCCCGCCUGUGGAAACAACUGAAGUCUAUGAAUCGGAUGCUAAUGAAGUGAAAAGAGAUUCUAGUAUCGAAACUGGUUCCAGUGCUGGACGAAUCGAUUCCAAAGCAACUGCAGGCAUGGAAGCUGCUAAGAGAUAUAUAUCUUCGAUGUCUGCAGCAGCCUCUACUGCGCAGUUGGCAAACCAUGGAUUGGUUGUGAUCCCAUUUCUUAGUGCAUUCGUAAGCUUAAAGGUGCUCAAUCUAUCAGCAAAUUCCAUAGGAAAGAUCACUGCCGGUGCUCUACCACGGGGUUUACAUAGCCUGAAUUUGUCUAGAAAUAACAUCUCAACCAUUGAAGGAUUAAGAGAACUGACACGACUCCGGGUGCUGGAUUUGAGCUAUAACCGAAUAAGCCGAAUUGGACACGGCUUGGCUUCCUGCUCGUCGUUGAAGGAGUUGUAUUUAGCUGGAAAUAAAAUUAGCGAGGUAGAGGGUCUUCAUCGGCUCUUAAAACUGUGCAUACUCGACGUGUGCUUUAACAAGAUCUCAACAACCAAGAGUCUCGGCCAACUCGCUGCCAACUACAAUUCUUUGCAGGUCAUCAGCUUGGGAGGCAACCCAGCACAGAAGAAUGUUGGAGAUGACCAGCUGAAGAAACACCUGCAGGGCCUUCUUCCACAUCUCGUUUACUACAACCGGCGGCCCACCAAAGGCAGUACCCUGAAGGAUGGUGCCGAAAGGUCAGUCCGCCUAGGCAUAAGUGGCCAUCAGUUCGAGCAUGGCUCUAGACUAGACCACAAGGGCACGAGGAAGACCACUCACAGCCACAGAGGUCAGGGGUUAGUCUUGCCUAGACGAUCCAAGCUUCGGCAAGGACAUGCCCCUGCCCUGCCCCCUUCUGGAAGUAAAGUAGACGGUAGUAGUCGAUAUCACCAUCAUUUUGACAUCAGCAACAGGCAGCUCGAGUAUAAAUCAAACUCCCGUAUGCGGCGGAGUCGAAGUGAGGGAACCUUGGCACAUCUUUGAGUUAUUAUUCAUUACUUUUCUCACUGAAUGAGUUUUGUGGUCGGUGUCUUUUGAACUAUGUUGUUUAGUAUUGAAUAAUCUCUCAAAUCCAAUGACAUCAAAGUUUUAUUUUACA